Molecule: messenger RNA, 1017 nt
Organism: Dentiscutata erythropus
Lineage: Eukaryota; Fungi; Glomeromycota; Glomeromycetes; Diversisporales; Gigasporaceae
Source: the annotation of a GenBank genome assembly
AUGGAUCUUUCUUGGUGUCCCGUAUGCGAUCGUCGGAUAUUUACUCUCGAAAACCUAUAUUGUAGCGAAGCAUGUAAACGAAAAGAUGCUAUCCGCUCUACAUCACUGGGUUGUAAAAAUUGCUCGGACCAAAAUUUUUAUGAAUUUUCAAGAUGUUCUUCACGAAAACCACAUCAGUCUCCGCAUAAUGAGUGUUCUCCGGCAUCAACGCCACGUGACGGUCCUAGUAAAAAUAUACGCAAGUUUAAAUUCGCAAUGUCGGACCUUAUUCCAUACAUAAUAUGGGAAAAGCAAGAAGGCUAUUUAUGUGCCCAACAUUGUAUUAAUUCCCUUCUUCAAGGAGAGUACUUUACAGCUGUUGACUUGAGUGAAAUUGCCAAAAACUUGGAUCAGGCUGAGCAUGCUGCUUUACAAGAGGGGGUUGAACAGAUACCAACUGGAUUGUUAGGGGAAAAUGCCUCAGCACAAAAAAGUCAAAACAUGGAUGAUUCUGGAUUCUUUUCAGUGCAAGUUUUGAGUCAUGCAUUGAAAGUGUGGAAUCUCGAACUUGUACCAGUUGGUUCAGAAGAAGGCCGUGAUUCAAAGAAAGCUCCAGAGGAUGAAGAAGCUUACAUAUGCAAUCUUCGCGAACACUGGUUUACUCUUCGGAAAUUCGGCGGGAUAAAAUCAAGAUGGUAUAAUUUGGAUUCUCUAUUUAAUGGACCUGAAUGGAUUAGUCAGAUUUAUUUAGGAAUGUUACUCAAACAGUUGGAAACUGAUGGUACGCUUCCAACAAGCCAAGCUGAUGAAUACGCUAUAUCACACCCGGAACCUUCAAAGGACCAUAGUUCUUACGACAGUGAUUUAAAUAUGGCAAUUGCAGCAAGCCUUAAAAGUGUUGAAACAGCUGGCCGUGCAGAGAAUUUAAAUAACACCCAUAAUCAAAAUCUUAAUUCAAAAGACUCAGCUAAUGAUGAACUGUCCAUUGAUGACUUGCGUGCAAAAAGGCUAGCAAGAUUUGAGAAUAAGAACGUUUAG